AUGAAAGUAAAGAUCUACUAUUCAUUAUGGGGUAACGGUGAAGAGAUCUUGUUUAUCAUACCAGGUAACAUUGGCGCUAGCGAUAUUGAAUUUUCUUAUUUUACACAAAAUGUUCCCGAUCAUUUACGAAUCGUCACAUUUCAUGUUCGUGGUUGUGGUCAAUCUAAACCUCCCCAAAUUCGUGAAUAUCCAUUAGAUUUUUAUUGUAAAGAUGCUGAAGAUUGUGCUGCUAUGAUGAAAGAAUUAGGUUUUGAAAAAUAUUCAGUCCUAGGAUUUUGUGACGGUGGUGUAUCAGCUAUGAUUUUAGCGGCUAAGUAUCCGGCUAGUGUUAAAAAAUUGAUUUUACUAUCAACACGCUCUUAUUAUACCAAAGAAGAACUUGCAAUGAUUAGUCGAUUUGAAAAAGUUGAGAACAAUAAUCCAAAAGUUUUAAACGACUAUCUUAAAAUUCACGGUGAUAUAGCAACCUAUCAACAAUGCUACGCUAACUACUUAAAAACACAAUCAAUAUUACUUCGCAAAGCUCAGGGCUUAUGUCAGUCAGAAUUAAGUAAAAUUCAAAGUCCAACAAUUAUUCUACAUGGUGAAAAUGAUUCUCUCACAUCUCUUGUUCAUGCUUACUAUCAGCGAGAGAAUAUUGCAGGAUCUCAAUUAUAUGUCAUCCCUAGUGGUUGCCAUUUUAUACAACAUCAAUUCCCCGACAAAUUUGUCAAGUUUAUUCAGGCCUAUUUGCUACAUGAUACUAUUAGUGAUUGGGAAAAUAUUUAG
This is a messenger RNA of Trichoplax adhaerens, 768 nucleotides long. RefSeq lists its product as uncharacterized. NCBI's taxonomy places the organism in Eukaryota, Metazoa, Placozoa, Uniplacotomia, Trichoplacea, Trichoplacidae. The transcript has a single exon. The record is from RefSeq and is a predicted model, not a curated record. Bases 1 to 768 code for a protein of 255 amino acids.